AUCACUUUCUUUCCACGAUUUUAUUUCAAAUGUUUCACCAUUCUAAUCUUAGAAAUAUAUUAUAUUAUAUUUAUAAGAUUAGGCUAGGUGGCUCUAUAAAGGGUCCCCAAAAGCCCCCAUUGACACGUUUUGGAGCUACUGUGAGGCUCAACUCAAACCGCCAAUUGGUCAGCUCACGACUGAAGCAUCCUCGCUCCAACGCCAAAAGCUUCCAUCUUUCUAUAUAUAUAUAUUGGCAAUCCAGAAUCUUUUCAAUUCAGAAACUUGUCACAAUAAAUCUCUUUGGGGUUUCAUACUUUCAUUAGUGAGAUGGAAGUGGCGUCCUCAUCAAAGGAAGAAGAAAGAUCAUUCAAAGCGGCGGGCGGCGGCGGCGGAGAUCCUCGCCGCCAAUCUCGGAAGUGCAGAACCAUCUGCCUGGCGGUGACAGCUGUCGUUCUGGUCGCAACAGUCGUACUCGUGAUCCUCUGCUUCACGGUGUUCAAAGCCAGGGAGCCCGAAAUGACAAUCAAUUCCGUCGUUUUGAAAGACCUCGACGUGGCGCUCAACAUUCCCCGACUCAGCGUGGACGUGAACUUGACGCUGGACGUGGAUCUAUCCGUGAAGAACCCGAACAAAGCGGGCUUCAAGUACAAAAGCGGCAGCGCUUUGUUGAACUACAGAGGGGAGCUGGUGGGCCAGGGCCGAAUCGGGUCGGGUGAGAUAUCGGCGGACCAUACCAAGCCCAUGAACGUGACGCUGACCAUUAUGGCGGACCGGUUCCUGGAAAAAUCGGAGCUCUUUUCGGACGUGAUGGCCGGUAAGUUGCCUUUCACCACUUUGACCAAAGUAUCGGGCAAAGUUGUCAUUUUUGGAAUUUUCAAGUUUCACGUGAUCUCUACCUCCUCCUGCGAUGUCAGUAUCAAUGUGAGUAAUAAGACAGUUGGGGAGCAGAAGUGCACAAGAAAGACAAAGUUGUGAUCUUUUUUGUGUUUGCUUCUGGGAUUUCUUAUUUUCUGGAUUUGCAUAUGGCUUGUCUGCUCGUGGCUGGUGACUGCUCUACUACAAGCCCUCAUGUUGUGAUGGGGCGACAUAUUUUGCAUGCUGUGAUCGAGAUACGGUUCGAUUUGGGCAACUUAAUGACCAAGAAAGGAAAGGGCACGCAGAAGUUAAUUAUGAAAGAGACAUGCCAGGCAAAUGGGGCUAUAAAAGAUGUUCAAAGCAUUGUAUGCAAGCACACCAUAGCCGCUGCAAAACACAGAAAGAACAAAUCGCCUGGUGUUGUGUUGGAGAAGUAAAACAAUGGAGGAAAAGAGGGAGGAAGGGAUCAUGAAGAAACUAGGAAAGCCUGUACCCAUAGCCGCUGCGGUGGUUGGGGUUCUUGUGAUCACAGCAUUCAUAAUAACGGUGAUCCUAUCGGUUACAGUUUACAGAGGAAAGGACCCCAUAACCAUGGUGGAUGGGGUGGUCUUAAGGGACCUGCACAUUUCUCACAAAGUGCCUAAACUCACCGUAGAUUUAAAUCUCUCUGUGAAGAACCCCAACAAGGAGGCCUUCAGGCCCACCAAAGGCACUGCACUCUUGGUCUAUAGGGGUGCGCCGAUGGGCGAGGCAGUUAUAGACACAGGAGAGAUAGCCGCCGGCACCACUAAAUCCAUGACUGUCACGCUCUCCAUUAUGCCUGAGCGUUUGCAGGGGAAUCCCGAGAUUUAUAUGGAGGUGAAGGCGGGUAUGGUGCCCUUCAACACUUACACCAAAAUCUCCGGCAAAGUGAAGGUGUUCAACAUGGUUAAGGUCAAUGUGAUCUCCACCGGCUUAUGCGGUUUUGCUGUUGAUGUCAAGAGCAAGACUGUUGGGGAGCCCAAGUGUUCAUAGAACGCUAACUUAGAAUUCUUUUUCUUGCUCUGUGGGGUUACAUGUUCAGUGCUCUAAUUUGUAAAGUUUUUUUUCUUUUUAUAUGAUUCAGAAUUGGUUGUAAUAAUUAGGUUGUUUCUACCUUCUACGUAACUGAUAAAGUUGCAUUCUGGAUUUGUUAAUUUGUCCCUUUUUACUGAAAAUAAGAUUAUAUUUUUCACUCUA
This is a messenger RNA of Prunus dulcis (almond), 2055 nucleotides long. RefSeq lists its product as uncharacterized. Lineage: Eukaryota; Viridiplantae; Streptophyta; Magnoliopsida; Rosales; Rosaceae. Bases 310 to 957 code for a protein of 215 amino acids. The transcript has 2 exons. The record is from RefSeq and is a predicted model, not a curated record.